AUGUCCGUCAAGCUUUUCGUUGGAGGUUUAUCUUGGGGAACUGAUGACCGUUCUCUACGCAACAAGUUUGAAGAAUUCGGUCAAGUAGAAGAUGCUGUUGUAAUUCGUGAUCGUGACACUGGCGUCUGA
This is a messenger RNA of Ambispora gerdemannii, 129 nucleotides long. Lineage: Eukaryota; Fungi; Glomeromycota; Glomeromycetes; Archaeosporales; Ambisporaceae. The record is from the annotation of a GenBank genome assembly.